Molecule: messenger RNA, 711 nt
Organism: Tetrahymena thermophila SB210
Lineage: Eukaryota; Ciliophora; Oligohymenophorea; Hymenostomatida; Tetrahymenidae
Exons: 3
Source: RefSeq, a predicted model, not a curated record
AUGUUUUAGAAUAAUCCCAUUUACAGAUCUCAGAGCAUCAUAACUUAGGAAAGAAUAGAGAUAAACUUAAAUUCUAAUUUAUUUGGAUUCAGAUAUUUAUUAAAUGCCAAUAUAAGCUUAGAUUAAUUAAAAUCUCAAAAUAAUAAAACUUACUUAUUUAACUAUGCAUUAUUCUAUUAUUCUGAUAACUAAAAUAAUACAUAUAUAAAUCUUGAUAUAAUAAAAUAUACAGAUCCUAAUUUAAGUGAUUAUUAUUGUUUAGACUUUACCAAACUGCAAAAUAAUACUUUGGCUCUUAGUGUAGUUGAUAAUAUUUACUCUUAUAUAGCAACUAUUACUUAUGGAUGCUUAGACCUUGAUACUAUCAAAAUUUCUAUCCCAAAUGACUGUGCAACUUAAAGUGAAAUUGAUUAAGUUAGAAAUGGUUAUAAUUCAGGAAUUAGACUUAAAUUAUUUACAUCUGAAUUUUAUUCCAGUACAAAGAGUGAAUAAGUCAAAUACAGAAAUUAUUAUUCAUUCACUUAGGCAAAUCAAAUUGCUUUUACAACAUUUAGGAUAUAAAAAUAAGAUACUAUAGUAAAUUAAGGAAUUUUAAUAUAAUAACAGUCACAAUUUACUUCGCCUAUCCAAUAUAAUUCCUUUUACUAAAAUUUUGAUAGAUUAACUUUCCAACUAUCUCUGAAAUAUUAGCUCUUGGAAACAGUAUUUUGA